Leptopilina boulardi is the source of this 1649-nucleotide messenger RNA. It is a transcript of the gene spz5, whose product is annotated as protein spaetzle 5. NCBI's taxonomy places the organism in Eukaryota, Metazoa, Arthropoda, Insecta, Hymenoptera, Figitidae. Gene Ontology annotation, biological process: central nervous system formation; innate immune response; regulation of Toll signaling pathway. Gene Ontology annotation, molecular function: Toll binding; growth factor activity. Gene Ontology annotation, cellular component: extracellular region. The record is from RefSeq and is a predicted model, not a curated record. The transcript is spliced from 6 exons. Bases 408 to 1421 code for a protein of 337 amino acids.
AAGUCGUCUUGUUGCAAAUCGUUUCGGACCCGGGAUCUGGCAACGUCUGCCAAAAAGUUUGCCUUAAAAAAAAAAUUUCGAUACAAUAUAAAACACGUGCGUGAAUCAAAAAUAGUAUAUCAAUUUUUAAAAAUAUUUUUAAAAUUCAAUUACGUUUAAAAAGAAAAUAAUUUUUUUUUUAUUAUUGUAUUUUAAAUAGAAAAUUAGUUUUUAUAACAAUUUUUUUUAUGCGCGAUAUAGUAAGUUAAAGACCUCUAUAAGUGGAUGUUUAAUUUCUUACCGGAGAAUUUGAACCUAACUCUCCUUGGGAGCGUGGGACAUUUUAUAAUUAACAGUGAUUGUUUAGCAUUUUUUUUUUUCUAUUUUUUUAUGCUGACAGACUCAGAAGCCUGAAUGCGAUUUCUAAGAUGUUUGUUCCAUUUACUAGUUUUAUAUUAACGGUGAUGGUGCUAAAUAUUGAAUGUGAAGGAUGUUCAGAUUAUGGUUGUCCCUUGGGACCACCAAUUUAUGAACCAUUUCUUCCCGCUGCCCCAGGAAAUACUCCACAUUGCGCACAACCGGGUCAAACAUUUUGCGAAGUUUUGGACCACUAUCCACAGCAACUUAUAAAUUUUCUCGUCGAAAAAUGUACAUUUGAUUUCAAAACCAUUCUUAAGAAUGAAUCACCUGAUGAUUUCAACUCCAAUAGGCAAGUUCCAAAUUAUAAUCAAGGAUACGAAUACAAUAAACCAAAGGCGCCUCAAAGUUUUUCACAAAAUUUGCCAUUACUAACGAACCAUCAAUUUCGUCAACCAGAAUUGGUUUAUGGAACACCAUUUAAUUCAACUUAUCAAACAAAUAGAAGUCCUUUUAUACUCCCCUCAUCUUCAAUUAUUGGAAAUUAUCAUCAUCAUCAAAAUCAACAACAAUUUCGCCAAAAAUCUGAUGUCUCACCGAAUAAAUAUUAUCAGCCUCUUGAUCCACAAAAUUUAAGUCAAAGUUUUUGGAUAAAUAGAUUUACACGUGAAAAUGACGUGGGUUUAUCAUUACGAACAAAUCGUAAAAAUCCACUAUUAGAAUUUGUCAAUAGUAAAAAAAGAGGAGAACGCACAAAACGACAAAAUAGUAAUGCAAUUUCAAUUUGUCCAACAAUGACAAAAUUUGUUUAUCCACGUGCAGCGCUUAAUAAUCAGGGAAAUUGGAUGUACAUUGUUAAUACUGAGGAAAUAACAAAAAAACAUUCACAAAUUAUCAGAAGUGAAGUCUGCGAAACCGAAAUGUGUAACGAAUUAUGUACACUUCCAAUUGGUUACACGAGCAGAUGUACGCAACAAUAUGUGCAAAAAAGACUCGUUGCACUCGAGGGAAGCGGUGAUCGUUUAUAUACGGAUAUUUUUUGGUUUCCACAUGGUUGCAUGUGUCAAAUUAUGGCGGAAUUUUGAAUAAUUAUUUUUUACAGGGCUGUUUAUGUCAUGUUUUCAAUUUUAUUAUUAUAAGAAAUUUUAAAAUCAUAAAUUUUUUACACCGUGCCAAUUUUUUUUUUUUUUUUCAAAAAUUGUUGAUUUUAAACUUUACCUACAGGAAUUUUUUUUAUUUUUAUAGAAUAAGUAAAGAAAAAGCUGUGAUAGGCUGACUAAGAAAUAGAAUAAUUUAAGAAAUUGUAAUUUCUA